CGUAAACACAUGCAAUUACUGACAAAUAAGUCCACGAAGCAUCUUCUUUUCUUUCUAGAAACCGUAAAGCAAACUAUAACUUCUCUUAUCUCUCGAAAACCCUGUCUUUGUAAAUAAAACAGUUUCCAAUUAUUUUCCACCAUAAAUAAACUCUCACAUCCCACCUCCUAAAUUCACCACUCCAAAUUCCACCUCCAUUCCACAAAAACAAAAACAUAUAUACCCAUAAACCCUAACCAAUCAUAACUUCCACCACCAACUCAAAGCUUUCAUUUUUCAAAAAAAGAAUGUUCAGAAGCAAAUCCAUAGUCAUCAGUUCCAAUUCCAACAGCAAUACUUCCACCGUCGCUGCCGCAGCAGUAGCUAUGAGACGUUCGGCCUCAAACGCUACCGCUGUGGUACACACCAGUGAUCUUUACAAAAAACCGCCGCGACCGCGGUCAGUAGAGUUUCCGGCAUCUCCUCAACUGAUACAAGGCGAAGAGAUGGUCCAUUUCGGACAUCCGCAACACGUGCUGGUCAAAGUUGACUUGCCGGAUAUCUACACGUGUACAGGCUGCAAGGAAGAAGGAGCAGGGAUAAGGUACGUGUGCCAAGAGUGCGAUUAUCAGCUCCAUGAGUUUUGUGCUUUGGCUCCUCCUCUACUCAAGUCACAUCCUUUUCACUACCAGCAUCAGCUUCUCUUCUUUGCCAAACCAGCGAAAGGAGGGAUAAUGAAAUCGAAGUGCGACGUGUGUGGAAGAUCACCAAAAGGUUACACCUUUAGAUGCAAGGCUUGCAGCUUCCAAAUGCAUCCUGGCUGCGCCAUGUUAUCUCCUUCCCUCUCCUCCUCCUCUCUCCACCACCAUCCUCUUCGCCUCCUACCGCCCUCCUCCGCUACUAACACCACAGGGGGAGACCACUCCGGUGCCGCCGGAGGAUUCCUCUGCGGGGAAUGCAAGAGAGGGAAGCGAGUCGGGAGGGUUUACCGUUGCACCGUCUGCGAUUAUCACUUGCACGCCGUUUGCGCCAAGGACGCCGCCGUGAACGGUCUCCGCGCAAACGGACACAAAGGGAGGGAUAGGUCUCCGGCGGUUUUAGGAACGGCGGCGAGGUUGGCGUCGCAGGUUGUGAUUGAUUUUCUCGGUGGUAUAAUGGAAGGUCUCGGUGAAGGUGUUGGUGAAGCUAUUUUGGACGGUGUGACUAGAGGCGGUGGUGGCGGUGGUGGCGGGGGAGGAGGGAAUGGAGGUGGUACUAGGGUAACUCCACGUGUUAGGGGAGGGUAAUUAUGGAGUUUGGGAGUUGGUUGAUUAACUAAUUAUGAGUGUUAAUAUGUAUAUGGAAAUGAUUGGUAUUGCUCUAUGUGUUGAUGAUGCCUUUGAUAAGUACAUAGAUUAGUGUUGGUGUUUAUUGGGUUUGAGUGGGGAUAUUAUUUUGAUUAAAUUUGGGGAUAGAAUACUAAGAAUAAGAAAAAUGUGUAUUGUUUAAUUAGUUUGGAUAUAUAAGCAAUGUUAUUUUAUAAUGUUUGUGUAAGAAUUAAUUAAGCAGAAU
Thlaspi arvense is the source of this 1530-nucleotide messenger RNA. The record is from the annotation of a GenBank genome assembly. NCBI's taxonomy places the organism in Eukaryota, Viridiplantae, Streptophyta, Magnoliopsida, Brassicales, Brassicaceae.